This is a messenger RNA of Drepanopeziza brunnea f. sp. 'multigermtubi' MB_m1, 1308 nucleotides long. RefSeq lists its product as uncharacterized. NCBI's taxonomy places the organism in Eukaryota, Fungi, Ascomycota, Leotiomycetes, Helotiales, Drepanopezizaceae. The record is from RefSeq and is a predicted model, not a curated record.
AUGUCUGCUCCAGUGGUUGCCGAGCCGGGAAUCGAAAGUCAACGGACGAUUGUCGAGAAUGAGGAUAGGAUAGCGCAGGAUCCGGUUGUAGCAGAAGACGAAGAUAGGGCGUUGCCCGAAGACGCUGAGAAGAUCGAGAGGCUACCAGCACUGCCAGAAGAUCCUGAAAUCGACGACGAUGCUUCGGGGAAAGGCAAGGACCCAGAGAAGGAACAGCUCGCUGCGGAAGAGGCAAAGGCAGGAAGAAGUGCAGCACAAAUUGCAAAGGAAGAGGAGGCUGGGCGAGCCGCCGGUGCCUCUCAGGAUGAUCAAAUCCCGAACGAAACCGCCGCACCCUCUGAGUACACGCCAGCAUUGGAUGGGAUGGAAUCGACACUUGACGGGAACGAGGGCAUUAAACCUGCUCCGUUACCCCCAUCACGGCCGCCAUUAGAGAAACUCGCGCAGAAGGAUACUAAACCUAUGGACCAUAUAGGCCUCACUAUUGGGCCUCCGGUUAUCCUCCUCUUCGACGUCAUCGUCCCGAUCAUUAUAUACUACGCCUGGUAUAAUACUCAAAUCCGACACUGGAAAGACGAUUGCCGCGCGCAGACCCCCCCCGGCGAGAAAUGCACCAUUGAAAAACCUGAAUACAACGAGGAAAUUCUCGGCUACGCCAUCAUCUCCUUCGGCUUCGGCGAGGUCUAUGUCCUCGUCGUGCGCGUCUGGCGCCUCCUCAAGCACCCCGACAUCUGCGCGCCGCUCCUCUCCCGCUCGAAGUGGGAGCUGGACGCCACCUCCUGGGUCUACCUGGUGGCCAUGCUGCUGGCGCUGAUCCCGUUCGUGGUCGGCAGCUCGCUCGUGAUCCCCGAGCUCUACCUCUACUCCCCGGCCUUCCUCAUGGCCUUCCUCGGCUUCGUCAUGCUGGUCUCCAUGUCGCGCAUACCGCUCCCCAUCGGCAUCAACUCGCACGCCCGCGGCUCCAGCAUGCGGCCGUUCAUCUACUACGCGGCCGAGGACUUCAUCGCCGUCGACGGCCUGCAGGACCGGGAGUUCCGCGUGCGCUACAACGCGCGCUACGAAUCCUCGCCCGCCUUCCGCCGCAUGUUCGUGUACCUGACCCUCUGGUGGAUGUUCGGCGUCCUGGUCUACAUCGGCUGCCUCUCGGCCGUGAUCUGGAAAGUCUCGUUCCACUACGCCUUCGGGCUGACGCUGGGCGUGCUGUUUGCGUACCUUAUCCUGUGGGCGAUCACGUCGUAUUGGUUCGUCAUGUGGUCGAUGCAUCGGGAGAAGAUCGCGUGGGAAAAGGGCCCCGUGUCAGAGGCGUAA